Molecule: messenger RNA, 994 nt
Organism: Lampris incognitus (smalleye Pacific opah)
Lineage: Eukaryota; Metazoa; Chordata; Actinopteri; Lampriformes; Lampridae
Product: gap junction beta-4 protein-like
Exons: 4
Coding region: 67-876 (269 amino acids)
Biological process (GO): cell communication
Cellular component (GO): connexin complex
Source: RefSeq, a predicted model, not a curated record
AGUCAUCUGCCUGCCCAGUUGCAGGCUGGAUUUGGGUGUGCUGGCCGGGGCAGAGCGGCGGCAGGGAUGAACUGGGCGGCGCUGGAGAGUCUGCUGAGCGGAGUCAACAGAUACUCCACCGUGUUCGGGAGGGUUUGGCUCUCCAUGGUGUUUGUGUUUCGUGUGCUGGUGUUCGUUGUGGCGGCGCAGAGGGUCUGGGGAGAUGAGAGCAAGGACUUCGUCUGCAAUACACGACAGCCUGGCUGCACCAACGUAUGCUAUGACAGCAUCUUCCCCAUCUCUCAUAUCCGCCUGUGGGCGCUGCAGCUGAUAUUUGUCACAUGUCCAUCUCUGAUGGUGGUGGCUCAUGUUAGAUACCGCGAGGAGAAAGACAGGAAGUACGCGGCACAACACGAUGGCUCUCGCCUGUAUGCUAACCCUGGGAAGAAGAGAGGGGGCCUGUGGUGGACCUAUCUGCUCAGCUUGAUCUUCAAAGCUGGAUUUGACUCAGCUUUCCUGUAUAUACUGUAUCGGAUAUACCACGGAUAUGACAUGCCCAGGUUGUCCAAGUGUACGUUAGAGCCGUGCCCCAACACCGUCGAUUGCUUCAUCAGUCGUCCGACAGAAAAAAAGAUCUUCACGAUGUUCAUGGUUGUGUCAAGCGCGAUUUGCAUCUUCAUGUGUGUGUGCGAGAUGCUCUAUCUCACUGGCAAACGCAUCCAGAAAGUUCUGAAAGUCCACCACGCCAACGAGAGACUCUUGUUUGCAGAGAGGCAUGAGGUCAUCAGCAUUGCCCCACCCAGAUCCCAGUAUCAGCAUUUUGACCCAACGAGAGACAGCUAUUAUAAUUUAAGUAAGACUACAAAAACCGAAGAGGCCGCUACAAGUACACUCUAGGCCACUGGGCUCAUGACUUCGCUUUUUGGGGAAUGGCUGCAGGUAUCUCCACCCUUAUAAACAACACAGUGACUGCAGGUACCUCCACCCUUAUAAACAAUACAGUGGCAUACUGACC